Molecule: messenger RNA, 2193 nt
Organism: Suillus paluster
Lineage: Eukaryota; Fungi; Basidiomycota; Agaricomycetes; Boletales; Suillaceae
Exons: 13
Coding region: 1-2193 (730 amino acids)
Source: RefSeq, a predicted model, not a curated record
AUGAGUUUGGAUGAGUGUCGGGCACUCAAAGCACUGAAAGAGAACAAUAAUACCACCAUCAACGGCUGGCAGGAAGACUGCGAUGACUUCAGCUUUGGUGAUGUCUGCAAUGGAACAGAGCCACUCGCCAUCAGCCAUGCUGGUGGCGAGUUCACUGACCUCACAAGAGAGGUUCUAGGAGACUUUUGGAAAAUCAACAAUUGCAUUCAACAUGUGGAUAACCGCACCUGUCGUGAUUGUGUCCUCCACAGGAACAAGGUGUUUGCUGAGCAGCUGCCAGUGAUAACCAGUGCGUACCUUGUGUGGAGCCUGGCAAAAUGUAAGGAAGGGUUUUUUGAGAGAUUGGAGAAAGAAGGCCUAGGCCUGGAGAGUGGCUCUGACUAUGGUCAAUGGCCGAUCAGCGUGAUAGAUGUGUUCUAUGCUGAGAAAGUCAUUCUUCGAAUCUUACCAACAGACGCCACUAUCAGCAGUGUGCUCGUUCGUCAAGGCAUGAUGCCUUGUUCACCUAUAUCACCAACUGUCAUAAUCACUACCAAAGCUCUGGAUCUAUACCAUGUAGCGCAUCUUAGAAGUCCUCAAUUGUCUAUCCAGGCUUUCGUCAAAACCAUGUGCAAUUUGCAUGGCGUUGGUUUCCACAGACACUUAUCUCGUCAAUUCUCAAUUGUGUUCGAUUUAUAUCUUCAAGUUCGAUGCUCCAUGGCAGCCAUGGUACUGUGCUCUCAAGAAGUGGAGGGGUUGGGGCUUGGCUUCAGCUCUUGCGCUGCACCCUUAGCCAAGAUGGGUAGACCGCUAGGGUCCACUUUGAGGGUCGGGAAUACAUCUUCGGAACUUCCAGCGGGGCAGCAACUGGCAAGUGACCGCUACCUAUCUCGCACCUUUGUUGAUCAGUUCACAUGGGACUCCACUACUGCAGGUGAUGAGGAUGUACAUCUCGAGAACUUGUGUGAAGGAUGCUGGAAGAACAUGGACAACGCAAAGACGAGGCAAGCAUGGGGUGUUUAUGAUGAAACAGGCAUUUUUGUGGCCGUGUGCCGCCAUGGAUUCUCUCUGCUUGUUGCGGAUAUGGUACAGAGCGGGGAGCUGUCAAAGUAUCCUUUGGCCAUUGUUUCAAAGUUGCUGGAUGUAUUUGGAAGCAAUCUGGGUGGUGGAUAUGACAUAGGUUGUCAAUUCAAGACCACACUUGACAACAGCUCCCUCAGACCCCUUGCACGGUCUAUGCAUCACAUGUGCCUUGUCAGUGCAUUCCAUGGACAUGCGCACAGGCAAUUGUGCCAACUUUUCUCACUUACUACUUACAUCAAAGGUUUGGGCCUCAAGGAUCUGGAAACGUGUGAAUGGACAUUCUCAAAAUCCAAUUUGCUAGCAUCUGCACUAUGGUAUGCAAGUAUAUUCCAUAGACGACAGGCUAUCAACACGUAUUUCGAGCACAACAUCAAUUUUGAAGUGUAUGUGAAUCUUUCCGACUUUUUGUACAAUAACUACAAGCAGGCACUUGACAUCACCAUUUUCGAGCACUGGCUGGAGGAAGAAAAGAUGGAGUAUUGGCAGAGGUUGGUUAGUCUUACUGCGAGUGAGGAAACUCUGGACGCUGCAAUAACGGCUUUCCAGGGCUCAUCGCACCUCAAGGCUGUACCAUAUGAUGUGCAGGCGAAGAAUACUCGCAAUGCCGAGAGUGCCCGAUGGCAUGCUCUUGAGGACCAUGAGAGGAAUUUGAAGCUUGUUCAGGCACUCAAGUGCAAGCUCGAGAUCGAGAAAUGCUGGACUCCCCACGAUGCAGAGUGGCAGAAGGUUGGGAGACUCGUGGCCAACUGGAAAUACCAGCAUGCACUGGAUCGUCUCAAAGGAUUGAUCAUUGCACGCAUAUUUGAGCUGACAAGGAUGAACCGUGCAGGCACAGGCUACAAACUGUGGAAGCAUAUCGCUAAGACCUUGCAAACACGUUCCGUCGCCAUCAGGACUGCCCUCAACACAUACAAUGCUAUCACUGGGUCAAUGCACCCUCCCCACCGGACACCUAAGUGGGACGAGGUCGUAGAGUACGCGUUCCUUGCAGACUUCGACUUGCUACGUGAUACAUGUGCAGACGUGUCUCAACACCCUUGGUCAUUGGCUGCUGCUUGUAGCACAAUGGACCUCCACUUCAAAAUGUGUCAGGUGCGUGAAGAGAUUGAGUGUCUCAAUAUUGAGGUAUGA